This is a messenger RNA of Triplophysa dalaica, 1707 nucleotides long. It is a transcript of the gene cd36, whose product is annotated as CD36 molecule (thrombospondin receptor). Lineage: Eukaryota; Metazoa; Chordata; Actinopteri; Cypriniformes; Nemacheilidae. The transcript is spliced from 12 exons. The record is from RefSeq and is a predicted model, not a curated record. Gene Ontology annotation, biological process: long-chain fatty acid import into cell; receptor-mediated endocytosis; low-density lipoprotein particle clearance. Gene Ontology annotation, molecular function: low-density lipoprotein particle binding; low-density lipoprotein particle receptor activity; scavenger receptor activity. Gene Ontology annotation, cellular component: caveola; cytoplasm; cell surface. The coding region runs from base 181 to 1584 and encodes 467 amino acids.
UAUCGCGCAGAGAUAACUCCGUCUUAACCAGGUUCUCCGUGUGCGAUUCACACGCAUCCAGCUCUCUAUCUACUCCUUUUACAACCUUCGAUCCCUGGCAUUUACAUAAUUUCAAGUAAGUCCUAUAAUGCUGGUACCUGAAGCGCGUGCGGUCAGUGUCGGUCCCGGCUGCUCGCCAUCAUGACCUGCUGUGACCAAAAAUGCGCUCUCAUCGCUGGAGCUGUGGUGGGCGCUCUGAUCGCGGUCCUGGGGGGCAUUCUCAUCCCUGUGGGCAACCUAAUCAUUGACAACACCGUGAAAAAGGAAGCAGUGUUGGAAAAUGGGACUUUAGCAUUUGACACCUGGACAUCUGUGGACACAGCAAUAUACAGGCAGUUCUGGCUAUAUGAUGUGCAAAACCCUGAUGAUGUCAUGAAUCAAGGGGCCAAACCUGUGCUGGUGCAGAAAGGACCUUAUACAUACAAGUCCCGAUUUAUCCCCAAAGCAAACAUCACCUUCUACGAUAACUUCACAGCGUCCUUUAUACUACCAGCAGGAGCCAUUUUUGAGCCUAGCAUGUCUGCAGGGCCCGAGGAUGACAAUAUUACGUCGCUCAAUCUAGCCGUAGCAGGUGUCUACAGUUUUCUCGAUCAUAAAUGGGCAAAUUGGUUAAUCAACAGCUCCAAUUCCAAACUCUUCCAAAAAAGGACCGUUAAGGAACUGCUAUGGGGCUACAGAGACCCCAUGUUGAAAACCACUAUGGGAGUUUUUUAUCCAUACAAUGGCACCAUCGAUGGACCUUACACUGUUUUCACUGGUAAAGAUGAUAUUACUAAGGUAGCCACGAUUGACCGAUGGCAGUAUGAGCGAUCUGUGAGUUACUGGAACGACACUUAUUGCAACAUGAUCAACGGAACAGAUGGUUCCUCCUUUGCUCCAUCCAUAGACAAGAAAAAACCUUUGUACUUCUUCUCCCCAGACAUCUGCAGGUCGAUAUCUGCAGUGUACGACAGCACUGUGGACCUAAAGGGAAUUGAUGUGUAUCGCUUCAUGCUGCCUUCUGAGGCUCUGGAAGCUCCAGCCGUUAACCCAGAUAACCACUGCUUCUGCACAGAGACUGUGGUCAGCAAAGACUGCACUUUAGCGGGACUGCUUGACCUCACUUCCUGUCGAGGAAUCCCUGUAUACAUUUCUCUACCCCACUUCUUGUAUGGAAGUGAAGUUCUCUUGCAGGGGAUAGAAGGAUUAAACCCAAACGUUGAUGAGCACUCCAUAUUUCUGGACGUAGAACCGAUAACAGGAUUCACUCUGAGAUUUGCCAAAAGGCUUCAACUCAACAUGAUGUACGGCCCAUCGAACAGCAUUGAGAUUCUGAGCAAAAUCAAGGACUUCACAAUUUUCCCUAUUUUGUGGGUGAACGAGACGGCGGCUCUGGACGAUGAAACGGCAGACCUGUUUAAGCGAGAGCUGAUCUCCCGGAUCGAGUUGUUAGAAGGGAUUCAGAUCGGAUUGAUAUCGGCAGGCACGGCCGUAUUUUUAAUCUGUUCGAUUGCAGCGAUUGUAGUGAUGAAGAAAAGGGGGAAGAAAUAUACAAUUCAGGGUUAACUGAAGUGCUUGGUGCUUCAUUUCUUUGAUUUUAUAUUACAAUCUUACACACGUUUUUGGUAAUAAAUUGUUAACUAUUAUUUGAGCAUUUUUAUUUAUGUAAUUUAUAUACUCUUUUGUGGA